UCAGACAUUUCUAAGAGUGAGCAUUAGGAUGUGAGCUCAUACGCCGCUUUCAUCUACAGAAUGUCACUUAGAGAACUUGCUCUCGAAUAGUUCACUAACACCUUCAGCACUGAGGACACUGGCAACCAAGAAGAACUGAAGAAUUUUCAGAAUGAGUCAAGCUGAAGAAAGUGGAAUCCACUCGUCAUGGAAUAUUGUGAGGAUGGUAGUCUGCGCAAUACUGAGCUUGGCAUUUAUUAUUGGGACCCCUGGAAAUUGCAUUGUCAUCUGGACUGUUUGCACAAAAAUGAAGCAAGUGUCUCCUUCAGUCCUGCUGAUCUUGAACCUGGCCGUUGCGGAUGUCCUCAUACUGAUUACUUUACCAAUCUGGAUUUACUCCUUUGCUGACUCAUGGGUUUUUGGAGUCACCUUCUGCAAAAUUUUGGUUUUCGUUAUUUAUUGCAGCAUGUAUGCUAGCAUAUUUCUAAUAACAGCAUUGAGCUUGGAGCGGUUAAUGGCUGUAUUUUACCCUUUCACAAUUCAAAGAUGCAAAACCAAAGAAAAAAUUGUGUUGGUCAUGUUCUUCAUUUGGUUCCUGUCUAUUUCUUUUGGCAUUUCUGUCGUUCCAUUUCAAGAGACAGAAGAAAUGAAUGGCAGACUACUAUGCACAUGUCGCAACUACUCUUCUGAUAGACAGAAAGUGUCGUAUCUCUUGCUGGAGACUCUUGCAGGUUUUGUAAUCCCUUUUCUAAUUAUUUGCACUUGUUACCUGUGUGUUGCAAGAAGAAUAAGCAGAAUGACUUAUAAAUCUAAGCGGCGAUCGGAACGGCUCAUUACCAGCAUUGUGGUGGCAUUCAUUUUAUGCUGGUUCCCUCAUCAUCUCUUUAACAUCCUGGAUAUUAUUUCAAUACAGAUAGAAUACUCUAACGAGGAAAUGUCUUUGGCGCUGGAUGAAAUUGUAGGCAGGGGAGUGUACAUCUCUGGAGCACUUGUAUUCAUCAGUAGCUGUGUUAACCCUCUACUUUAUGCUUUUGCUGCACGAAGAUUUCAGAAUCACCUGAAUUUUGCCAAGAUAUCAAAGCUGUUUGAGCAGAUGAGUCAGACUGUAACAGAGGAAGACAAGAAAAGAAGUUUGGUUUUAACAAAACCAGAAGAUACAUUAGUAAGAACAGAAAAUCUCUAACAAGGAACAUGGACUUAGCAAACAAUGUGAUUCCGUGCCAUUCCUUCAGUCCUUUCUCCUCACGCUCUCAGUUUCAUUUACUAAGCAGUCCAGGUAAAGCCAGAGACAGGUAAAAGCCAUUAAGGUUUAUUUUGUGUGUUAUAAAAGGAUUGGCAUUGACAGCCUAGUUCAGUUCCUACAUUACAACCACACCAUGAAAUUAGCAUGAUUCUAGUGAUGCUGAGAACCUCAGCAAGGUGGCUAGAAGCUCAAAGGGUAGGGAAUACAGUGUUUUUACUUUCCAUUACAAUUAUUUGUGAUUUCUAGAGAGUCUGUGUACAUACAUGGGAAACAGAAACUUUGGAAGUUUAUAACUAUGUUUUCCUUCAGAAAAAAACUUGUUGGAUGCUCACAAAUCCUUAUACAAUCUAGAGUUUUAAGAGACCAUACUUAAUUAAAUUCUUGAUGUGGUAAGAAUGGUUUGAAAGUAUUUUAAUGAAGCAUAAAAGUCUUUUGGGUAGGUGGAAAAAUACAAAGCUGCAUUUAUUCAUUGCUUUAUUUAGGUUUUAAAGUAAUAAGUGUUGUUUACACAGUCAAGCUCAUUUACUGCAUUAUCUCGCAUUAAUAGGUUUUAACAAGUAAAAUGUGAAGUGUGAAAUGCCUCUCUGGAAAAAAAAGAGGAGGUACGGGAAUUCUGUGUUGUAUGGCAAACGUGGUUAUGGACUUCAUGCUAUGUUUGAUGUCAAAUACAUCACAUAGUUCAGUCACAAACUGUCAAUAUAUUAAAUAUACAUACAAUGUUAUAUAUAUACUCAAAAAGUUUGAUUCAGGAUACUGAAAAAGUUUGAUUCAGUUAAGCUUCCAAGAUGUCCAUUAAAUUAUGGAGGAACUGGAUCAGGCUGUGGUGGGAGGGAAGGAGAGAUCCUUCUACUGUUUUUUUAUGUGUAAGAAAAUUAUGUAGUAGUGUGAAGCCUCUGAUAAAUAAGAACUCCACCUUGCAAAUAAAAGCAUAAUUUUUUCUUCUUUUAUACAAUAAGGUGGGCUUUGCCAUAAGAAACCAAUAAGUUUAGCACUUGCAAGGACCUUAGUUUAGUUUUGUGAAUGUGUGCAAACUCACUGUGGAAAAUUACAAGGAAUCAAUUGUUUGCUUUUGAAGUUUUUUGAAUUUCAAUUGCACCUAACAUUUUUUAUACUUACUCAUGCUUAUUUUUAAGUCAAUGAUUUGUAAUAAGAUCGAGGUAUCUACUGAUUACUAAGAAACAUAUUGUUGAUUUCCUGUACAUUGUUCUGGACAGCUGAUAAACAGCCGUGUUACCCCUCAUUACAAAUACUAACAAGAACUUAGUUUUCAAUAUCGGAUUAUGUAACAACCAGGAGCAUUGGAGUUGUACGAAUGUAGCUUGUAAACUGAAGUAAACAUGGGGAAAUCAAAGCCUUAUCUAUUAAUGGAAGAGUAUUUCUCUAAACUUUGCAUGUGUGUUUGUUAUUCCUGUGUGUUUAUAAAGUCAAUUUUACAGUAGAUAAAACUUCAGCCAGACCUUGUUUUUAGCCAAGAGUAAGUGGCAGAUGAAAUAUCCUUAGAGUUUACCCCAUCCACCUACCACUCUUUUCCUCAGUUGCUGUUAGUAUAUUCAAUAUAGCACUCUGAGAUUAUCUCACAAUAAAAGCAGUAACUUUAUUUCUCUGCUGCAUAAAAAUAUGAGGCCUUAUUUCCCAAUAUGUUCUUCACACAGGAGUCACUCACUAUUCAGAAGCCCAGAAACGAUGAGAUAAUAAGCACACGAGUGCUACAGUUGCACUACAGUCCUAGGCCACAAGGAGCCAAGCAUUUCACAACUCACAGGUUGGGAGAAGACUCAGACAAGCAAGCUACCAAACCAGAAUUUUCCUUUCUAUUGGUCUGCACCCUAUACCUAACUAUAAUCGAUCUUCUCAUUAGGAUUUGGGUUAAACCCCUAACCAUCUCUGUGUGUUUAUCAUGCAUCUCAUGAAUGAAGCAGUCUUUUUUUGUGCCAUCUGCUAUUCAACAAGCCUUUUGGGAGCACUGACUGUGUGUUCAUGGAAUCAUAGAAUCACUACGUUGGAAAGGACCUACUGGAUCAUCAAGUCCAAACAUUCCUAACAAUCCCUAAACCAUGCCCCUUAGCACCUUGUCCACCUGUCCUUUAAACACUUCCAGGGAAGUGUUCCAGGAACCACCUCCCUGGGCAGCCUGUUCCAGUGCCCAGUGACCCUUUCCAUUAAAAUUUUUUUCCUGAUGUCCAGCCUGAACCUCCCCUGGUGGAGCUUCAGGCCAUUCCCCCUUGUCCUGUCUCCAUCACUUGGGAGAAGAGCCCAGCUCCCUCCUCUCCACAACCUCCUUUCAGGCAGUUGUAGAGAGUAAUAAGGUCUCCCCUCAGCCUCCUCUUCUCCAGGCUAAACAACCCCAGCUCUCUCAGCUGCUCCUCGUAAGACUUGUUCUCCAGCCCCCUCACCAGCUUUGUUGCUCUUCUCUGGACACACUCCAGAGCCUCAACAUCCUUCUUGUGGUGAGGGGCCCAGAACACAGGAUUUGAGGUGCAGUCUCACCAGUGCCGAGUACAGAGGGAGAAAAACCUCCCUGGACCUGCUGGUCACACCGUUUUUGAUACGAGCCAAGAUGCCAUUGGCCUUCUUGGCCACCUGGGCACACUGAUGGCUCAUGUUCAGUCAGGUGUCAACCAACACCCCCAGGUCCUUCUCCUCCAGGCAGCUUUCUAGCCAGAAAUGCUUUAUGCCCAGCAAUGCCCAGCCCAGAGCAAACUGUAAAGGAAUCAGUGGACAGAUACAUAGUCUGUGCGAUACAGCCUGGUGCAGUGAUAUUUGGGUUUUGUUUGUUUGUUUGUUUUAAAUCAAUUGUGAGUCAGACAUUUUUUCUUUUCAUUUUAUCCAGUCACUCUCAGACAAGUAAACUUUGCUGCUCGGGCUGCGUCCUGCCCACCAUCCAGGAAUCUUAAAAGGGGAACUUAGUGACAUCCACGGAUCAGUAAAUACAUUCAAAGGAACAAUGAAGUUUUUAGGUAACGCAGUUUCAAGUUGAAAGCUAUUACUUUGAGGAUUCAGAAUAAUAAAGAGACCUAAACUAAUUUAACUGAACUGUGAGAAUGUUUCUUAUGGUCAACAGAGCAAAAAGCAGUACAAUGCCUAUAUUCUACUUCUCUGCUUUGUCAGUAGAUAGCAUGAAUUUGCUACCUCAAUAUUCAUUCUCAACAUUCUCUCCACUGCUCUUUUCUCACAACUGCAGUGUUGAAGUACAUAGAAAACACGCGGUCUAUCAAGGAGCUCAAACCAUCCUCUUGUGUUCGUAUUGAUGGCCUCGGGCAGCUGCCUCCAGUAGUCAGUCAUCUUUAAGAACCGUGUUUCUUAUGAAGGCUCUUUGAGGAGUGGUAAAAGAUGCUAAAUGAGCAACUUUAGCUAACUUCACUUUUCCAUAGAGCGAACAGAGUUAAUUCUUACAAACAUUGGUAUGCAGAGAUAAAACCUCUGAUUCAGGAUUUUUGGCAACACAGCCAUGAUGUAACUGGGUCCAUAAGAGUCAGUGAACAGGUACACAUGAGGCCUAUCAAUGUAGCAAGAUUUACCACUUCAUCUAUGCUAACGUGUUCAAUUACAAGACUACAGGGAUUCCUGUGCAGUGCAGGGAUUCUCCGUUCGGCCAGUGGAUAGUGGAUAUUCUUGUCUCCUAAAGUACUGAAUCCCAGCCAAACCUAAGACCUAGCAUAGAUGUGGUCCAAAAUGCUGCAUCUUAUGAUAGUGAUACUUCAUGCUUCUUGUUGACUACAUUCCAUGUCCAUCUUACAGAUAAUACUGGAAGGCUGGUAGAAAGCAAAGACUUUCCGUGAUUGUUGAGGCUAGUUCAAAGCAGUCAUCGGGAUGUGAGAGCGGUUUUACUUGUGAGACACUUGGACCCUCAGGAGAAAAACAAGAGUGUCUCAUUUGAGUUCCUCUUAUUUUUCUUACUUCCCGUCUCUUCCGUCCUUGUUUAUGAAGUCUGCCUGUGGUUUCAGAGCCUGGCUUUUUCUCAUGACACAGCAAGGAAGGAGGCUGAAAUAAGAGAGAGCUGCUUCAGUCACCUGAGUCAAACCACCUUAGGUUACACUGAAGUAAAGGGAACAUUACCAGUAAUCAGAGCAACACUAUAUAGAACACUGAGUUCUGAGAGGUGACCAGAUGGUUUGAAUUUCUCCGGUUUGUAAAAAUUAAUAAUCUUCUAACAUUAAAGUCUUACCCAGCCUGAAACUUGCUGUGACCAUUCCAUGGGUACACAUCAGGAAUUUAUCACGCUGUAGUAGGAUCAUGCUGCAUAAAGUGAAUUCAUUCUGCAUUAACAGGGUUGAAGAAGAGUCUGAAGUAUUUUUAGUUCAUGCAGAGUCAAUAUACAAGAAGGAUAAAAGAGAACACAAAGAAGAAGUAUCAAUCUUACAGCUUUUGUUGCCUGUUUCAAAAGUUUCUAUAGGCAUCUUGGUAAAAUAGUUAUUAUGGAGGUCUGGAUUGAAACAGUGGAGCUUUGUGGAUAUUUAGAGGCAAAUUGUCAUUUAAGAGGGAACAAAAGGGAAAUCAGAAGUCCUUAUUUGCAGACAAAACCAGGGGAACUGCAUUCUACUAAAGAAAAUUUAUUAUUUUUUUCUUCAAUGAAGCCAGCAGAUAAUUGUCUAUGAAAAAGUAAAAAAAAAAAAAAAGUUAAGAAACAUUUUGAAGACAGUUAAGACUGCAGCUCUGAAACUCUUAGGAUUACUAUUAACAGGGCUAAAAAUAUUUGCUUGCAAGACUUCAGUGAAAGGAAUAAAAAACCCUGGAAGCUAACAGAAAGCAUGGAGACUGCAUAGGCAUGCAAAAUCUUUCACAUUCAAGCAAGAGUCUGAUCCAUGAUAAACAUUUUAGAAGAUUCAGAAUUAGUGAAUAUUAGCAAAGGUGGGUUUUUUCCUCUGGUUUUAUGUCCUACAACUCUUGUAUUAUUCCCUUUUCUGCAUUUAUAGGGAAAAUGGAUGAGUAAGAUAAGUUUUGUGUUUGAUUGGUGUGGAAAAGCAAGUGAGAAAUAAGUCAGCUAAGAUUAUUAAGAAGAACACAGCCUUAGAAUGAAAUUGAGAAGUUCAGCUAUGAAAGAGCCGAGAAGAGAGCAAACAAAGAGAGCAGAGAAGGAAGUGAGGACUCUUCUGUUGCAAAGCAGUUUCAGGUUUUUGUAAAUGAUCUCUUGUCAGGUCAGUUAUGACUAAAACAGUUUGUUAUUACAAAACUCCUCAGCUAGAUUUCCACUGGUUGUUAAUAGGUUAAAGAAUCAACCCACACUUUAGGGAGGCAUAACCCUGUCCUCACUGCUCCUGUUAGAGCUCAGAGCUGGGUGUAACCAGGGCUGGGAUGAUGGCCACUAGGAUUUCAGAAACUUUACAACUCUGUUUGCAGUGCUAAGGAAAUUCUCACACUGAUAGGUACAGAGAUAAGAGUAUCAUGUGCUGGUUGAUUUCUUCAUGUCUUCUUUCUCCUUAAAUUAAUUAUUUUAAAAGUCAUACUACAAUAAGGAUGCAGUGUUUUAAACUACAAUCGUGUAAGUUGAAAAAAGGUUCAGAUUAAAAGAAAAUUAUUUUUAUGAAA
Molecule: messenger RNA, 6748 nt
Organism: Cuculus canorus (common cuckoo)
Lineage: Eukaryota; Metazoa; Chordata; Aves; Cuculiformes; Cuculidae
Product: leukotriene B4 receptor 1
Exons: 1
Coding region: 152-1162 (336 amino acids)
Biological process (GO): G protein-coupled receptor signaling pathway
Cellular component (GO): membrane
Molecular function (GO): G protein-coupled receptor activity
Source: RefSeq, a predicted model, not a curated record